Asparagus officinalis (garden asparagus) is the source of this 1841-nucleotide messenger RNA. RefSeq lists its product as uncharacterized. Lineage: Eukaryota; Viridiplantae; Streptophyta; Magnoliopsida; Asparagales; Asparagaceae. Bases 16 to 423 code for a protein of 135 amino acids. The record is from RefSeq and is a predicted model, not a curated record. The transcript has 3 exons.
GGACCCUUUCAUGAAAUGCCAUGCUCGAGGCAAAUCAACCCUAAACCCAAAUUAUCCAAAUCCCAACGCAUUUACCAUAUUUUCACACCCAAAUUAAAAAUUAAUGGACGAUCAAUGCAGAAAUCUCUUCUGAUGAAGGACGAGAACCCUGAACUCGGCCGCCGCUCCUCACUCAAGAGAGAGAAAGCUGAAGCACUGUUUUACCUGCUACUUCCAGGAGAUCUUCAAGGGAAUCAGUUUAUGAAGAAAAGAGCAAAUAAAGCAAAGUUGGAAGAGCCCCAGAGCAUUCAAAAGAAGGCCAAGGGAUUAAAGAGGAUUAAUGACACGUUAGAUGAAGAGGACAAGCCCAAUUAUCAAGUUUUGGAGAAAAAGGAAGACAAUUUGCCUGCUCAACAAAAGCAGGAGGGUGGGUAUCGAUACUAGUACCUAGGGACACUCUACUAUUUACUUUUUUAUACCAGAAGUUUCAUGCUUAUACUUUCUUAAAGUAAGUUAUGCAAUAAUUCUAGCCUUCAAUGGUUUGUCUAUCUGACCCAAAAUAGCAACUGGACCUGACCCCUUGAAUCAUGACUAUAUCAGCUGUUCUGAAUUUGAAUUUGAUGUAUAUUAAAUUGUAGAAAACAUUUUUUAAUUUCUUAGACCACAUAAGACAAUAACUUUUAUCAUUCGAUUAUAUUUAGUUACCUUCUUGCAAGGUAAUGGAUACCCCAUAGGACAAAAUCAUUAUUCUUUUCUGAUACUUCUAAAAAGAUAUAUUCUAUUUCAAAAAUCUAUAAAGUUAGCCAUAUGUGAGUAAUCAGCAAUCACACAAUCCUUCAAUUUAGCCAAACAACAGAUGACAAAUUUAGCUUCAUUCAUGCACUAAAGCAUUCAUUAGGCUUGAGUUUAUUAACCUCGUGUAUCAGCUGUUCCCUCAUUGCUUGAGCUCGAGACCUGGUAAUCUUGUACAUAUACUCCUUCCAUUGGUCUUGAAUGCUAUACAGAACAAUGAUAGUAAGUAGCUUGACGAACUGCUAAUACUUAAAAGACAAAGCGACUUGUGGAAAAUUUAAGCACCGUAAGAGCAGCACUUUAUAUUUGGUUUGUUUGCUGCAGACAAGGAUUGGAAUCUUGGUACAAAUGAUGGUUGCAGUUAACCUUCUUGAUUAAUUCUUUGCCAUCUAUCUGCUUAGUAACACUAUUUUUCAUCAAUUUCUAUUUUUAAUUAAAUUAGUUUUUGGUCUUUAAGUCACUUGCCUGUUUGUCAGUUCAUUUCCAUGCUUGGCUGACAACAAUUCUGUACUAAUAGUCAUUCCCAUGCUUGGUUAAAGAAAAACUGUAUAAAUAAUUUUUAAGUUUGAAACAUUUGACUUACUGGACACAACAAUUUCUAGAAUAAUACCUGCCUGCUUUCUCUUAGUUCACUCUAUGUGUGGUUACAGAUAGAUUAUAUCAACAAUUUCUUAAAUCAGAAAUUAUGAAACUAGAUGCUAUAGCUGGUAAUAGUGUAACAAACACAAGUAAAAUAUUGCCAGAAUCAAUUUCAUCUUCUUUUACAAUACUAGCUUUUCUGAAGGAUGCUAUAGUCGUUUGAGGGAACAAUGUUUUCGUAAAAAAUUAAUGGUGGGUUAUAUUUUAUGGUCAUAUAUGUUCAAGUAUAUGUAUAUAGAUGUAUGUAUAUCCAUAUAUUUGUAUGAGAUUAAUGAGAAUCAUGUCAUAUGAGAGGAUUCGCUCAUGUACAAUGAUGUGACUGAAUCUCAGCCAAGUCUGGUUAUUAGGGAUUUUCUCUGCCCCUUCGUUUAGCUGACUGAGAUUCAGCCACACCACUUUACACGAGAAAAUCCCUCAUAUGACAACGAUAC